This is a messenger RNA of Capsicum annuum, 2838 nucleotides long. RefSeq names its product phosphoglucan phosphatase LSF1, chloroplastic. Gene Ontology annotation, biological process: starch catabolic process; protein dephosphorylation. The coding region runs from base 1306 to 2736 and encodes 476 amino acids. Gene Ontology annotation, molecular function: protein tyrosine/serine/threonine phosphatase activity; carbohydrate phosphatase activity; protein binding. Gene Ontology annotation, cellular component: chloroplast; starch grain. The transcript is spliced from 10 exons. The record is from RefSeq and is a predicted model, not a curated record. Lineage: Eukaryota; Viridiplantae; Streptophyta; Magnoliopsida; Solanales; Solanaceae.
GGUUUUCCCUUUUGCUGUGAAAAGAAGCUAGCAUCAAUUCAUAGACUCAUUCAAAUCAUACACAGAAGAUAGCGGUGAUGCCGAUUCAGUUGCUUCAGCAAAUCUUGAUGGUGAUCACACCUUGAAUACAGAAGAUCUGUCUCAAGGCACUUCAACACUUGUUCCACCAGUGGAUGCAACAGAUCAACCAGUUUUUCAACUUACUGAAUUAGUGCCUUCAUACAUAGACAGCGCUGAGUUUCUUUCUCAUAGAAGAACACGUAAAGUACCUAAGGAACCUAUGUGGAUGAAGGAUUAUUCAAUACCAUGGAAGAGAAAAGUUACCAGAUAUCCUAUUGCAAAUUACUUGUCAUACAAUAAUACCACCCUUAGCUAUCAAUGCUAUGUGAGUAACUUUUCAAACUUGGUAGAGCCACAAUUCUUCUGUCAAGCUGUCAAAGAUGAAAGAUGGAUUCAGGCUAUGAAAUUGGAGAUUUAGGCACUUGUUGGGAGCUAGUUGAUUUGCCUCCGGGUAAGAAUGUCAUUGGCUCAAAGUGGGUGUAAAAGAUCAAGUAUAAAGCAAAUGAAGAGGUUGAGAGGUUCAAACAAGACUGGUAGCUAAAGGUUAUAGUCAACAAGAAGAACUAGACUACCAUGACACAUUCUCACCUGUAGCAAAAAUGGUGACUGUCAGGUGUGUUAUUGCUCUUGUUGUAUCAAAAGGAUGGUGCUUGUAUCAAAUGGAUGACUGCAAUGCUUUUCUAUAGGGAGAUUUGGAUGAAAAAGUGCAAAUGCAAAUGCCUGAAGGCUUUCAACAGUAGGGACACAAUAAAGUCUAUAGGUUGCUUAAGUCAUUAUAUGGACUUAAAGAAGCUUCUAGAUGAUGGAACAUUAAACUUACUUCAGCACUCAUAACUGCAGGGUUCACUCAAGAGUGCCUAUGACUACUCUUUAUUUACAUGGAAGAAGACAAAGGGAAUGGUGAUAGUUUGUCUAUGUGGAUAAUCUACUCAUUACUGAAGAUAAUCAAGGCUAAACAAGUAUUACACAAGCAAUUUAAGCUCAAAAUCUUGGGGAGCUUAAAUAGUUUUUGGGAAUUGAAGUUUUGAGGUCAUGACAAGGAGUUAUUUUGAAUCAAAGGAAAUAUCUUCUGGAGUUAAUUUCAAAAACUGGUCUAGCUGGUGCAAAGACAACAUCUACAGCACUAGAAUCCAAUGCUAAGUUGACAUCAGUGGAAUAUGAUGAAGCCACAAGUUGUGCUGGUGAUGCAAUUUUGAAGGAUGCAACUUAUUAUCAAAGGGAAAUGCUGAGAAAUCAAGAAUAAUAAUGGUUGGUGAUACAUUGAAAAAGGCGAGUGAUUCUUCGGGCGGGGGGCUUAUUGAGAUCAAAGACUUCGGCGAUACAGAGAAGAUGAUGAAAGAGAACUCAGGGCCUUGUAGCCUGGUUCUUGAGAGACCAUUUUUCCCAUUUCCUAUCCACCAGCUUUAUCUUAUGAAUGAUAUUGAUAUUCUAUAUAAUAGAGGUCGUGUUCCUGUUGCUACAUGGAACAAAAAUUUACUUGCCUCCAACUUGCAAACGUCUUGUGAGGGCAGUGGGAACUCCGGAUUUAUAGUAUUUUCCCCCAAGUUACUAACUUUAAAUGGAUGGAAUGUUCUGAAUGAUGGAGAUCAAAUCAGCCAACAAAGAAAGCUUAACGGUACCCCCUCUUUACCAUUUAGCCCAAUCAUCAACAUAUUCUCUGAAAAAGACAUAGGAGAUUCUGAAUGGGCGCAUGGGAAUUUCCCACUUGAAGAAUACGUAAAGGCGUUGGACCGUUCAAAGGGAGAACUGUAUUACAAUCAUGAUCUUGGUAUGCGCUACAGCAAGAUUACAGAGCAAAUAUAUGUGGGAUCGUGCAUACAAAAGGAAGCUGAUGUGGAAAUGCUAUCAGAUGUGGGGAUCACUGCUGUGCUGAAUUUUCAGAGUGGGAUCGAGGCUGAAAAUUGGGGAAUUAGUUCCAACAUAAUCAAUGAAUCAUGCCAAAGGUUUAAUAUCCUUAUGAUCAACUAUCCCAUAAGGGAAGGAGAUUCAUUUGACAUGAGAAAGAAACUUCCUUUCUGUGUUGGUCUUCUUCUACGGCUAUUAAAGAAAAACCACAGAGUCUAUGUCACUUGUACAACUGGUUUUGAUAGAUCCCCUGCUUGUGUAAUAGCUUACCUUCAUUGGAUGACAGAUACUUCCCUUCAUGCAGCCUAUAAUUUUGUCACUGGGUUGCAUUCAUGCAAGCCUGACAGACCAGCCAUUGCCUGGGCAACAUGGGAUCUCAUAGCUAUGGUGGAAACUGGUGCACAUGAUGGGCCUGCAACACAUGCUGUAACAUUUGUUUGGAAUGGGCACGAGGGAGAGGAUGUGUACUUGAUUGGAGAUUUUACAGGUAACUGGAAAGAACCAAUUAAGGCAGUCCACAAAGGUGGUCCAAGAUUUGAGGCUGAAGUUAGACUUUCACGGGGAAAGUACCUUUAUAAGUACAUAAUUAGUGGAAACUGGAGGCACUCAACCACUUCACCAACUGAAAGAGAUGAAAGGGGAAAUCUCAAUAAUGUAAUUCUUGUUGGUGAUGUUGCUGGUGUCAGGCCUUCCAUUCAACAACAAAAGAAGGAUGCAAAUAUUAUGAAGGUCAUUGAAAGGCCAUUGACAGAAAAUGAGCGGUUCAUGCUGGCAAAAGCUGCUCGAUGUGUUGCAUUCUCAAUAUGCCCAAUAAAACUAGCUCCUAAAUAGAUGGACAUACUACAUUUUCAGUUAUCAUAGCUGCAUAUACGAUUAUGUCGUUGUAACAACCUGCACUUUGAUAAAAUAUGUGAAAUAUGUGUUUUUGUGUGA